GAGUCGACCAUAAGGUCUCGGGUUGAGUUGAGCGCGGCUCCUCCUCCUUCAGUCUUCUUUGUGGGCAGCCCUGGUUUUGUGUGCGGCGGAUUAUUUCACCUACUGUAAGAUGCAGGGAAACAGAGGACCUCGUCCCGAGCACCACAACCACGGCCCCCAGAGACAGCAGACCAACCCCCAGCACGAACAGCAGCAGCAAAGGAAGCCCGCUGGAGGAGCAGACAACAGCAAUGGCCAGCACACCGACUCCACUGACCAGGCCAGCCUCAAUGAUGCCCUGACCAUAGACCUGCAGAACUUUAGAAAGCCAGGAGAGAAGACCUACACGCAGCGCAGCCGACUGUUUGUGGGAAACCUGCCGACUGGCACCACCGAAGAAGACGUUGAGAAGCUCUUCUCCAAAUAUGGAAAACCCUCUGAGAUCUUCAUUAACAAGGAAAGAGGAUUCGGCUUCAUCCGACUGGAAACAAAGACACUGGCUGAUAUUGCCAAAGCUGAACUGGACGAUACAUUGUUCCGUGGCCGCCAGAUCCGUGUACGCUUUGCCACCCACGGUGCAUCACUGUCUGUGAAGAACCUUCCUCAGUUUGUUUCCAACGAGCUUUUGGAGGAGGCUUUCACCAUGUUCGGCCCGAUUGAGCGUGCCAUCGUCAUUGUGGACGACCGUGGCAGACCCACUGGCAAGGGCAUUGUAGAGUUCGCCAACAAACCUUCAGCCAGGAAAGCUCUUGACCGCUGCGCUGAUGGAGCAUUUCUGCUCACCUCGUUUCCACGUCCAGUAACUGUGGAGCCCAUGGAACAGCUGGAUGAAGAUGAGGGACUUCCAGAAAGACUGGUCAGCAAAAACCCACAAUUCCACAAGGAACGUGAGCAGCCCCCUCGUUUCGCUCAGCCUGGCUCAUUUGAGUACGAGUAUGCAAUGCGUUGGAAGGCUCUGAUGGAGAUGGAGAAGCAGCAGUUUGAGCAGGUGGACAGGAACAUUAAAGAAGCUCAGGAGAAGUUGGAGCAGGAGAUGGAUGCAGCCAGGCAUGAGCACCAGGUCAUGCUGAUGAGACAGGAUCUGUUGAGGAGGCAAGAGGAGCUGAGGCGUAUGGAGGAGGCACACAACCAGGAGGUGCAGAAGAGGAAGCAGCUGGAGCUGCGCCAGGAGGAGGAACGGCGCCGCAGGGAGGAGGAGCUGCGGGCCCACAAUGAGGAUUUAAUGAGGAGACAGCAGGGCCAGGGCGGAAACUUUGCAGAUAAAAGGGAACAGGACAUGAGGAUGCACAUGGGAGGUCAGGGUCUGCCCAUGAACAGGAACCCAAUGGGAGGGAACACUGCAUCUCCAGGAGCAUCAAACCUGACCUCCAGCGAGAACACUGGUGGAAAUCCUGGUGGUCUUCCUCUGCCAUUCCCUCGUCCCGGACCUCCCAUUGACUUUGGCCAAAACAAACGCCGCAGAUUCUGAGAUCCUACAAGACACCCUCCUCUAUCUAUUUCUUUCUCUCAUUAUCUAUCUCUGUCUCUUUCUUUCCCCCUCCUUUCCUCCCUUCAUGAUUUAAUUUUUUUACACACACACAAACUGUACGAUAUUUUUAAGCUCAGUCCAUGAAUUGGUAGUACCUCCGGCACACUUUUUUUUUUUUUUUUUUUUAAGUGUGUGGUAUCUUUUGUGAAGUUCGUUUUAAGCUUAGAGUAUUCACUUUGAUUUGCUUCUGGAGAUUCAUUAUCUUGUACCUUACAGGUGGAAAAUUCAAUUUUUGUAUAGACAUUUGUUUUUUCUGUUUUAUUGUGAUUUAUUUUUCUUAUUUUUAUUUUGUAUUUCUCCCAGUGUACUUUUUAUAUAGGAUUAGUAAAUUCAUUUGUCGGCCAUUUUCUGAAAUAUCCACAUUUCUAAACGCCUUACAAUAAAUCAA
Astyanax mexicanus (Mexican tetra) is the source of this 1895-nucleotide messenger RNA. RefSeq names its product non-POU domain containing, octamer-binding (gene nono). Gene Ontology annotation, biological process: regulation of DNA-templated transcription. Gene Ontology annotation, cellular component: nucleus. The record is from RefSeq and is a predicted model, not a curated record. Bases 110 to 1447 code for a protein of 445 amino acids. Gene Ontology annotation, molecular function: RNA binding. Lineage: Eukaryota; Metazoa; Chordata; Actinopteri; Characiformes; Acestrorhamphidae. The transcript is spliced from 10 exons.